AUGUCUAAAAGACUCUAUUUAAGUGUAAAACUUAUUUCUCUUGGUCAAAUAAUACCAAGUUUACAUUAUGGCACUAAUUCUCAUUAUUGGUGGAGAGUAAAAAAUGAUAGUUUAAUUAAAGAGGGUGUUUUUCUUUAUCCUAUUCGAAUUGGUUGGCAAACUCUUUUUGAGCAAAAUAAUAAAUGUUUUUAUAUGCAUAUUACAGAAGGGCAUGAACAUAAUAAAAUAGAACCAG
This is a messenger RNA of Dentiscutata heterogama, 235 nucleotides long. The record is from the annotation of a GenBank genome assembly. NCBI's taxonomy places the organism in Eukaryota, Fungi, Glomeromycota, Glomeromycetes, Diversisporales, Gigasporaceae.